AAAACGUCAUCACGCUUGCACUAGGAAUUGCAAGAUGGCGGAGAGUGCGGAAUUGAAGCAAAUGGUGAUGAGCCUGCGCGUUUCAGAGCUGCAGGUUCUGCUAGGUUACGCGGGCCGCAACAAACAUGGGCGAAAACAUGAGCUGUUAACCAUGGCCUUGCAUCUCCUGAAAGCCGGCUGCAGCCCCGCCGUGCAGAUGAAGAUCAAGGAGCUGUACUGCAGACGCUUCCCCACCAAGAUGGGCUCUCCCUCAGAGCUGGUCCUGCCCGGACCACACUACCCUGCCUCGGGAGGAGGGGGCACCGCCGCCCUACCUGCCGGCCUCAGCCAGCUGGUGUAUGAGGGCCACGGGCACGGGGGAGUACCCUCGCCGGCUGCCCUGCUGCCCAUCUCGUUGCUGGGGCCUGGCAAGCAUGAGCUCAGCGGGCUGGCGCACCACCUGCCCACCUCGGCCACCCUGCAUCCGGUGCACCCAGACGUCAAGCUGCAGAGGCUGCCCUUCUACGAUAUGCUGGACGAGCUCAUCAAACCCACCAGUCUAGCAUCGGACAACAGCCAGCGGUUUCAGGAAACGUGUUUUGCGUUCGCACUAACGCCGCAGCAAGUCCAACAGAUUAGCAGCUCAAUGGACAUCUCGGGGACCAAAUGUGACUUCACAGUACAAGUUCAAUUACGGUUUUGUCUCUCUGAGACGAGUUGUCCUCAGGAAGACCACUUUCCGCCCAAUCUGUGUGUGAAGGUGAACGGGAAGCCAUGCAACCUCCCGGGUUAUCUUCCUCCAACGAAAAACGGUGUGGAGCCGAAGCGCCCCAGCCGGCCCAUCAACAUUACCUCAGUGGUCAGACUAUCCACCACAGUCCCCAACACCAUCGUGGUGUCUUGGACCUCAGAGGUUGGAAGGCACCUUCUGUGUUUUCAGAGCUACUCUAUGGCGGUGUACCUGGUCAAGCAGCAGUCGUCCACAGUACUGUUGCAGAGACUACGGUCCAAAGGCAUCAGGAACCCAGACCAUUCCAGAGCACUCAUCAAAGAGAAGCUAACCGCAGAUCCAGACAGUGAAAUCGCCACCACCAGCCUGCGUGUGUCGCUGCUCUGUCCGCUGGGGAAGAUGCGUCUGAUGAUCCCGUGCCGGGCACUGAGCUGUUCCCACCUGCAGUGUUUUGACGCUACGCUGUACAUCCAGAUGAAUGAGAAGAAACCCACCUGGGUUUGUCCCGUCUGUGAUAAGAAAGCCCCCUACGAACAUCUCAUCAUUGACGGGUUGUUUAUGGAGAUCCUGAACAGCUGUGUAGACUGUGAUGAGAUCCAGUUUAAGGAGGAUGGCUACUGGGCCCCCAUGAGGACAAAGAAGGAAGUACAGGAGGUCUCGUCAGCCUCCUACAGCAACGGACUGGAAGGCUUGCACCGGUCGGCGGUAGGGGAACAGAGGAGCUCGUCGUCCCACAACGGGGGCAGUAGUAGGAUGAAGGUGGAGGUGAUCGACCUGACCCUGGACAGCUCCUCAGAGGACGACGAUGAUGACCAACCGCCCCUCAAGAGGCCCUGCCCCUCUCUGUCCCCCACCUCCCCUCCCAUCGUCAACAAGGGAGUGUUGAACCUGCACCACCAGGUGUCCCCAGUGAGCCGGACCCCCAGCAUGCCGUCUGUGGACACCAGCUACAUCCCCCCUGUACCUCCCCUCAUCCAGGACUACCGUCCCUACUACCACGCCCCAACCCAGCUCACAGAUGUGAAUUUCUUCUCCUUUCUACAAGGGGACAACCAUCAGCAUUACAACAUGGUGAUGGCCGCCGCCGCCGCCGCCUCGGCCUCAGACGACCACGAGCUCCUCCUCAACCACUUCCGUCCCUACACCACCUCUUCCUCGUCCCAGCUGUUCCUGGACCAAUCUGGGGCGCCCUCCUCUGGCUCGCUGGCGCCCGUCAACGGUGGUGAUGGUGGAGGAAACAGCAGCGGUGGCAGCAGCAGUAGCCUAGUGUCCUCUAGCAGUCUGAGAGACACUCACAGCACACACUCCACACACUCUCACACACACCCCACGCACUCACACACACACCCCACGCACUCACACACACACCCCGGCGUAGGAGGUCGGUCCAGUGCUGAUGUGACGGCGGCCGCAUCCCUCUACGGGGCCGUCCCCGACGUGAUCUCACUAGACUGACGAUUUUGUUUUCGGCGACUAGCGACUGACUCCGAAACAGAGGGUUUGUUGGUUGUUUAAUGGAGGAUGCAGUCAUGACUACUAAACUGACGCAGAAACAGUUUAACGGUCCCACCCAGUCUACAGCUCUGGUUUUGAGUUGUGUCGUUAAGGCUGACUCCAGAACAGUGGAAUACCUGUCUGUGGCGGAGCCGGUCCCGAGGUGUCGUUUGACUGGGCUGACCCAGGAACAGUUAUAAAGUCACACCCCACAGAUGGUUGGGAUUGGCACCUAGUGUUGCUAGUUACCGGUUGGUAGCUGGCUCCCUGACGACAUUCCACUAGACUGAUAUCAGAGAGGUCUAUGGGUUUCAUCUCUGACGUCGACAGACUGGACCUAGAUCAGCUCCCUGCCGGUACCUACCAGAAACGCUAGCCGUGCAAAAACGGAGGAAGGCUCUUUUUUUUUUUUUUU
Oncorhynchus mykiss (rainbow trout) is the source of this 2618-nucleotide messenger RNA. The record is from RefSeq and is a predicted model, not a curated record. Lineage: Eukaryota; Metazoa; Chordata; Actinopteri; Salmoniformes; Salmonidae.